UACAAAACAAGAGAAAUAAAUAAGUCAGUGUACCAUUUUCACUUGUUAGUUACUUUCAGUUAGACGAUGGCUGUCGAUGAUUCUUUCAGGAAACCUGGAUCUGUCCCAUUUAAGUGGGAGAUCCGACCCGGUGUACCCAAGAUCCAACACCAACAACAAAAACAGCAACCUAAGAAACUCUCUCCACCAACCUUACCAUCUCCGUCACAGCCUUUCACUUCCCGGCUUACUCCGCAGCCACAACAAAAACUUAAACCUCCUCCUGGUGGAUUCGUUUUCAUCCCUCCACCCGAGCCCCGCACUCGUUCCUUCCGAUCAAGUCAACGUACCCGCUCUGAACGUUGGCGGUUCGAACAACCCACUCGUGUAAGACCUGAAUGCGUCUCACCCGGAUGUUUUCCAUCACCUUUAUUAAAGAGGAAAGACAGUAAGAGAAGAACCGUCCAACUACCCGAAUCCGAAACCGAUUAUACUUCUGACCUUGAGACACUUGCUCGGUGGUCCCUAUCGAGCCGGAAAUCAUUUUCGCCGUUUCGUGACUCAUCCGCGUCGUCUUUCUCGUCUUACCAGUCGUCUCCUCGAGUGCCGAGUGAGGCUGAAUGGGCUGGGUUUGGUCUUUUUUGAUGAACCCUAUUGUAUAUAUUUUCCAUAUACAUAAUUGCUGCUGGUUUGGAAUGUUAAGCAAGAGUUGAUUUUGGAUUGCUGUUUGAUCUUGUAGACUAUGGCACAAGUGUUGUUAUGUUUACCAUUUUUGAUAUUGAAAAGAAUGAAGAUGACCUGUGCUGUGGAUAGUUGUUGUUCUUGUUGUCAUAGUAAUAGAAGAAGUGUAGAAUUACUAUUAAAAAGUUGUAUUGUAUUACUCCAUGGAUGUAAUUCCUGUUCUUGAGUGUUUGUUGAGAUAAUACAAGAAAAUGAGAUGAAUGAUUUUGAAAUUUGAAGAGGGAAAUAGAGUCAAGAGUCGAUGUCUGUGUAUGAAUGCCAUAGGCUAUUUUUCAAGACAGAAGCAUAUUGUCUUGACUCUUGACCAUGAUUAGUGGAACAGAAAUUGGGCUUUUUUUUUCUUUUA
Jatropha curcas is the source of this 1066-nucleotide messenger RNA. Its product is annotated as hydroxyproline-rich glycoprotein family protein. NCBI's taxonomy places the organism in Eukaryota, Viridiplantae, Streptophyta, Magnoliopsida, Malpighiales, Euphorbiaceae. The record is from RefSeq and is a predicted model, not a curated record.